AUGUUGAAUGACUUGCUCCAAGGAACAGACGCCGGAGGCUUUUUUAUCAUACAAGAUUCAUGUCGUUAUUCGGCCAGACGUCUCCUAUGGAGCUUCAUCAAAGCCGCGUUGAACAGGGAGGAGGUCGUCCACGUCCUCAGCUUCGAGGUCAGUGAGGACGAGCUCAAGAAUGGCUUGAAAGGAUCGCCUAUUGAAAGGCUCCGCUUCCACGACGCUUACAGCGAUCCGCUGGGUUGGUCGGGCCGCGGCGCUUUCACCGUGGACCGAUUCUGCGCGGAAAGCGUCACGGCGCUCGUCGAGCCGUCCUCCCCGGGUCGCCGGGCCGUUUUGGUCAUCGACUCGCUCUCGUGGAUUCUCAGACACAGCGGUCCCGCCGCCGUCUGCCGGGCUGUCCGGCAGCUUCGAAACGACGGGUCCGUCGUCAUCGUCGGGCUCCUCCACCGCGACCUGCAUCCGCGGGGUACGGUGGGCAGCCUGUGCCGCUCGGCCGCGUCGGUCGUCGCCGUGGACGCGGGUCCGAGAGGGGCCGAGGCCAAAGUAACCAAGCGUUUAAAGUCGGGAAAGGUCUUGCAAGACGAGGAGGUGUUCUCCGUCGACGACGACUUGACGGUGGUCGGACGGAGCGAGCCGAGCCGGGUCCGACCGCGAGAACCGGAGAUGGACCCGACAGCCCAUCUGACCUUUAACCUCCGCUUGUCCGACUUGGAACGCGAGGCUAAGGAGAAGCUGGCGCUGCCCUUUGUUUUCACUAAAGAGAAGAAAGCGGCUCUUCUGCACACCGGCUCGGGGAGAAUCGUGUACGAGCCCGACGCUAACGACGACUACGACCAGGAGGACCCGGAUGACGAUCUUGACGUGUGA
Nerophis lumbriciformis (worm pipefish) is the source of this 861-nucleotide messenger RNA. NCBI's taxonomy places the organism in Eukaryota, Metazoa, Chordata, Actinopteri, Syngnathiformes, Syngnathidae. The record is from RefSeq and is a predicted model, not a curated record.